AUGGCGGACGUCGACCUCAAAGCCGUCAAGAACAAGCUCGUCGAGGUAGCUAGAAUAGCUGGGCGGAUGAUCAUGGACUCCAACUAUCAGCAGGACUUUGAGACCGACACCAAGUUCAACGCCGUCGACCUCGUCACAGAAACCGACAAGGCAGUCGAGGAAUACAUCUCGGCCGCCCUCCGCGAAACCUUCCCCACCUUCUCCUUCAUGGGCGAGGAGACCUUCCAACCCGGCACCAAAGUCGGCCCGGAGCCCACAUUUGUCGUGGACCCCAUCGACGGCACCACCAACUUUAUCCACUCCUUCCCCCACGCCUGCGUGUCGCUCGGCCUGGCCGUGGACCGCACCCCGACCGUCGGCGUCAUCUACAACCCCUUUCUCGACAUCCUCUACUGGGCCAUCCAGGGCCAGGGCGCCUUCAUGCAGACCCGGCCCGGCGGCGCGGCCAUCGACCGACGUCUACCGCUCGCCCGCACACCCGCUCCCUUGCAAGGGCUCGCCAAGGCGCUCCCGGGCCACGGGGGCGCCAUGGUGCACUCGCUGCGGUCCUUGGGCUCGGCGGCGCUGAACCUCGCGGCCGUGGCGGCGGGCCAGCUCGACUUGUUCUGGGAGGGCGGGUGCUUCGCCUGGGACGUUUGCGCGGGCUGGUGUAUCCUCGCGGAGGCGGGAGGGUUGAUGGUGAGCGGGAACCCGGGCAAUUGGGAGCCGGCGUUGGAGGAGAGGGUGUAUCUCGCCGUGCGGGCGGCACCGAGCGGGCAGCGGGAGAUUGCGGAGGAGUUUUGGGGCCUCACUGUGCCAAACGAGCUCAACUUCCAGGGCUUCGUCAGGUCGGACUGGGGUGCGCAGCAUACCAGCAUCGAGUCCGCGCUCAACGGGCUCGACAUGACGAUGCCCGGCGACCGGUUCGGGCGCGAGACGGGGGUUACCAAUCUCUCCGGGGCGGUGCGCAUCAUGGCGGCCUACUACAAGGUCCACGUGGACGACAAGGAAGAGCGUCCCGAUCAUAUCAACUUCCACGCCAGAUGCUUAACAAGCUCUUCCAGAUGUGUCACUGACGCCUGCGACAUCCGCCGCACCACCAGCCCGGCUGGUCAGUGCACUCUCGGCGGCUUCCCGUCUUACGUCGUCAGGGUCAGCAACAUCGCCCACAAGCCCCCAAGUGCCUCUAGAAAUGAGGGCACUCCACCCGCCCCUCGGUCCUCAUACUUUCUAUGCUCGCUUCCUAAACUACUCGUAGGGUAA
Molecule: messenger RNA, 1242 nt
Organism: Parascedosporium putredinis
Lineage: Eukaryota; Fungi; Ascomycota; Sordariomycetes; Microascales; Microascaceae
Source: the annotation of a GenBank genome assembly